Messenger RNA from Humulus lupulus (European hop), 3436 nucleotides. RefSeq lists its product as uncharacterized. The transcript is spliced from 5 exons. The record is from RefSeq and is a predicted model, not a curated record. The coding region runs from base 255 to 2984 and encodes 909 amino acids. Lineage: Eukaryota; Viridiplantae; Streptophyta; Magnoliopsida; Rosales; Cannabaceae.
CAAGAGAUGUUUCCUAAUUAUGGAAAACCCAAAUCCACAACCUCAAGAAACAAAGCAGGGAUUCCUAUAGUACAUGUUUUUUCUUUUUGGGUUGCCUUUUGGGUAUAGUAUUGCCCACCACCUUUUGUUUUUCUUCCAAAUUUAACUUAAUCUUAUAAAAAAAAUGAAAAAAAAAUUCAUGCCCAGUUCAAAUCCUUAGCUAAGCAACAUUCUCUAGCUGAUUUUUUUUUUUAGAACUUUGAUGUUAGUACAAAAUGGCUAUUGAUGCAGAAGAUGUACUAGUUUGCAUAUGGAGAUUCCUUCGUUUUUUCAUGCACACUAGUUGCGUAUGUGUACAAAAACACCCAUUAUUUUCAUGCAUUUUGUUAGUAAUCAUCCUUGUGUACAUAUUUUUCGAUCUUCUGCUAUACCACUCCCCAUUUCUCAUCUGCAUUGCCAUUCUCAUUCGAUGUUUCUGGAGUUCCGAACGACCACCCACAACCACUAUCGAAGCAACUGUCAAAGAGAGAGAAAAAAUGACAUCACCGACGAGCACUGUGAAAGAAGAAGAUUAUGUCGUUGUUAAUAGAGAUAGCGUUAGCGAGGGCUUCUCCCCCAUACGACGACAAAAAAGUAAACGAACGAUAGUCGGCAGGAACAGAGAAUGGAAAGUCCAAGCUAGAAGAAAAGGAAGCGACAUGUUUCCCUUGACGACUGACAAAAGCGCAAAAAUAUUCGUGAAAGAAAGAGAGGGUUUUGCUUGUGGGGAAAGCUCAUCUACAUAUUCUGGUAAUAAUCUCCAUUUUUUUAGAUCUGAAACGUCAAAGCCAAAGACCCUUUUGCCACAUGAUGUUUCGGAUCAAAAGUUGGUGAAAUCUGACAGCUACAGUGUUGUUUCGGAGGCUGACAACGUUGAAGAUUCUGAAGACGACGUCGACGAAGAGGAGGAAGAAGAGGCUAUAAAGAAUGGUGGGAAUAAGGCUAUGGAAUGGACUGAAGAUGAUCAAAAGAACCUUAUGGAUCUUGGGCUUUCUGAGAUUGAAAGGAACAGGAGGCUUGAGAGUUUAAUAGCCAAAAGAAGAGCGAGAACUUUGUUCAAAAUACAGGCCGAGAAAGGCCUAAUGGAUUUGGACGGUGUUGUUCCAUCUUGUACAAUAGCCCCUGUUUUCGUUUCAAGGAACAACCCUUUUGAGGUCCCAAUUGGGGCUAAUGGGAAUGAGUCAUUACAAGUUCCGGGUUCGGCACCGUCGAUCCUUUUACCUACGCAAAACCCAUUUGAUCUUCCCUAUGACCCACUUGAGGAGAAGCCCAAUUUAAUGGCUGACAGUUUUCAACAGGAGUUCACAGCAGUCAAUCAGAAGGAAAUGUUGUAUUGCAGGCAUGAGAGCUUUAGUUUGGGACCUUUCCAAUUUGAACCUGAUCAUCAUCAUCAUCCUCAUCAAGACCGACGUGAUCAUAAGUUCGGUAACUACUUCAAUAUUGAAAAGAGAGCUUUUGAAGGAUAUGGAUUACCCAGAUACAGAAGGAAGUCAGCAGGAAAUCAAGAUACUCUAAUGGAACAGUUUUUGUCAGAAGUAGGUGUCGGCAAGCCUCGCAAUGAACUCCUUCUUGAGAGUCAACCUCGUGUAUCAAACUCAGGAACAUCCAAAAUGGACAUGGAACUGACUGAAGAAAGUAACAAUGAAUCAACCUCGUCAUCUUCCUCAGAAAUGACCAAUGAAGCUGAAGUUUCAAGCAAUAUAGAACCAACUCAGGAAAACGCUGAAACUAGUAUGUUAACUAGUCCAAUGUCUAAAACACAAGAACCCCAUUAUGAUUCUAGUCCUACUUCAAACGAUAAGAACAGAAUGGAGAACACCAUGUUUUUUCCUGAGCCUGGUGGACAUAUUCACACUCCUACAUUCUCCAUAGCUUCAGAUAUGCAGGUAGAGGUUUCAGAAGCUGGUUCACCUUCUAUGACAGUUGGAAACAUGUCACCCAAUGAUAGAGAUUCUUUGUCUGAUGAUGUUGAGGUGGAGCUGUCCAAUUCGACAAAUUUUGAUUGUAAGUCCUAUGAUGAUGUCCGUCAAGUGAUGGAAGAUGUGGAAAAGUUAAGGAAUAUUGUUGGUUCUUCAGAAACAAUGGCCUUUGAGAACCAAGAUACAACACAAUUGGCUGCACGCUUAUCAUUUGAAGUUCUCUCUGAAGGAACAGAGAAGUCAUGGAGUCUUCCAGAUGAGUCUGUGAAGGAGGGGAGUGUUAUCUAUGAUGAAGGAGAUUCAGUAACCGAGAUUAUUGAAGACAUAGAAGACCAAGAAAAAGAGGAAAAUGAAGGUGAAGAUGAAGAUGGAUCACAAAUAUUGACUAGACGAGCAAUAGAAGAAAGUCAACAAAAACCAGCUGAAAUGAGAGAAUUAGAACCUACUUUGCAUAAUGAGGGAAGUUCAGAAAACCGUGAUGGACAUCGAGCUAAGGACUCUGCCCAGCCAUCACUAAAGGGCGAUCUAGAUUUGAAAGUUACCGAAGAUAGUGAGAAACAAACUGAACAAGAGGGCAUUACUGACAUGUCAAAGUCAACUGAGACUGAAGACAACUUAAUAGAAGAUAGAAACUUGAAUAGAAAGGAUGAAGUUUUCUCAUCAAAUCUUAAUCAGGAGAUGGACAUGGAUGUCCCACGAUCUGAUCUAGAAGAAUUGGCAAAAAGUAGCUCACCGGAUGAACAGUUACCUGAUGAUACAAAUUUGAUUAUGACUCAAAAUGGAAAGCACUUGAUGGGGGUUUCAUCAACUCACAUUUCAAAUACCAGUGAUUUUGAAACGUUAGAGGAACCAUCUGCUUCAGAAAAGUUCACAGAUGAAACCAACAUCUUAUCCAAUACAAAUGAACCUGUCCUAGUAGUCAUUGACAAGGCAGCUAAUGAAGAGUCAGAAACACUUCUUAGUACUAAUGUUUCUACAGAAUUUUCCAAAAUACCUGCAGAAACCAACUUCGAACCGAAUGAAGGUUUCAAAAAUGGAACAGGAUAACUAGCUGAGGAAUCCUCACAUCCCAAUUACAUAGCGCUGGAAGAAGCUGCUUGCAUACCAAAUGAUCCACCAGUGAGUGAAAAUGAUUUAGACAAUGAGAAAAUGAAGUCUAUUGAAGAAAGUAUAGAUGAAUACGAGGAUUUGAAACAGUACUUGUCUGAUUCGACUAAUGUUGCAAAUGAAAAUCUAAAAAUCCCAAAGUGUGUUGGAAUUGAAUCUAAUGAUCUAAUGGAGAACAACCCUGAUACCGACCAAGACCAUUCGAGCACAAUAGGGAGUAGUAUAAAUAUUUCUAAUUCUUUGAAUACUAGUACUACAGUAGAAGAAUAGACGAUAAAGUAGUAAAGAUAUUCGAUCAAAUUACCAUUAUAUUCCUUAAGUAUUUGUAAUAUGUUAAAUGUGUUAUUGUAUAAAUAUAUUAUAUUUUCCAAAUAUUUCAUUAGCUAACUUAA